AGUUGGUGUGUGUAUCAAAAAACAUAUGCAAAAAAGAAUUUCUAUCGUCUCUUUGUCUCUCUCUCUCUCUCUCUCUCUCUCUCCAAUCGAUGCUUCGAUGUUCAUCUGUAGAAAAAGGGAUCGAAGAAUCAAAUCCAUUGAAAGUACAAUUUUAUGUUUAUCAACUUCAUUCGAUCAAGUAUCUGCUAAAUCAAGCGAUGUAUGUCAAAGAUCAUUGUCUCCAUGAGUAGAUUGGCCAUCUAAGUUUUGAAUUGGGAGAAAUCAAAUCUUUUUGUCAAGAUCGAGACUGAUAGAAAACAAUCAUGUAUUUUCAGACAUCUUCUCGUGCUAAAAAGAGUCCUACAGGAUAAAAUAUAGACCCUUGGAGCGGAUAGACAGAGCCCGGAUUCAGAUUUAUAAACUGGCAUAAAUCUGAUGAUAGCAUCAUAUAUGUAAAGGCAUGAAGUAUUAGAUUGCAGUCAUCAUAAGUGAUAUAAAGAGACGCUCAAACUGAGUACCGAGACAAACAUAGAGAGAUGAAUUUUAACUACAAUGACAUCACAGAUCAUAAGGGCCGGAAGACCAAUGAGUGAGUCAACAACAUUUGCGAACACCAUACUUUCAAUACGGUUAGUAAUAACUUAUCUAUUAUAACUAAAUCAUAAGUUUAAAGCAAUGUAAAAAUAUUUUUAAGAAAUUAGAUUAAGAAAAAACAAUGGCUUAAGUAUAUAUGCUGGGUUAAUACCACGAUUAAUACAAAUCUUUUCUUCACAAUAGUUUAUAAUCUUGCAUCAGUCAUCCUCAAAAAACCUGAUAUCAUGACAUUUUAUAUGUGGCUGAUGUUUGAGUUGGACUAUCGGAGGACGAAAUUCAAGUUAUCCAGAUACAAUGGAAGACGACAACCUAGACACAGACUGAGAAUACGAAAAACAAUCGAGACUUUGAAAAUGGCGAUCCUGUGUAAUAACCGGUGAAUUCAACGGCGAAAUCAAGCUUCUCCGCCUCUCUGCUGCUCGCUGCUUCUCUCUGUUUGCCUCCACCUCUGAACUAAUUUCGUUUUUGUUUCACCGCCUCUCUCUGAUGGCCAAAAAAUUGAGACUUUGAAGAUGGCGAUCUUGUGGACGAACCAGUGAAAUCAAAGGCAAAAUCGAGCUUAUCCGCCUCUCUGCCUCUCCGCUUCUCGGCGCUUCUCUCUGAUUCUCUUCACCUCUCCGCUACUCUCCGCCUCUCUGCUUCUCGUCGCUUCUCUCCAUUUCUCUCCACCUUUCGGCUUCUCUCCCCUUCUCCGCCUCUCUCAUCCGGCUAUCUGGUCUCAAUUUGUGAACGAUAUGGAGCUGGAGCUACCUAAACGAUUAUAUGCAGAGGGUUCAGAACCUCGGGUUAAGAAGAUCAACAACAGUUGCCGCAUGGAACUUAUCAGAGAUCUGAAGAAAGCUAUGUGUGCAGAGUACGAUGAUGUGAAGAGAGAUCCUGUUUUCACACAUAUCAUGGCUAUUGCCGAAAAUGAUCUCAAGUUCUCUGGGAAACUAGUGGAUAGCUUCAUAUGUAGACAGCUGAUUACCUCAAAGCUGCAUGAGAAGUGGUUUGUUUUUGCGAGGACGCCUCUCCGGUUUUCGCUUCAGGAGUACCAUGCUGUGACAGGCCUCAAGAUUACACGGGAAACUAACAGUGACGUAGUGAAAUGGAAAAACGACGGGGGUUUUUGGAGUAACCUACUGCACACAGGUGGUAAGAUCACCUUGCAGUCGAUCAGAAAGGUUCAUCUACAAGAAGUUCACACUUGGACGCGGCUUGAUAGGAUGAGGUUGAUCUACUUGUGUGUAAUAGUGGGUGUGGUGAUGGGGAGAGAUGAGAAGGUGUCCAUCCCUCAUAUGUACAUCAAGUUGGUGAUGGAUUUUGACAAGGUUCGGAAGUUCCAUUGGGGUCUUCACUCGUAUGAUUUCCUGUUGAGUUCGAUUGAGAAGGCAAUGAAGAAGUUGGGUAAGAAGGAGAGCUACAUUUUCGAGGGUUUCUCCUAUGCUCUCCAGAUUUGGAUUAUGGAGGCAAUUCCUGAUUUUGGAGAAAUAUUAGGCAGAAGAGUCUCAGACAGCUUCAAAGGUCCAAGGUGUGGCAAUUGGAAAGGAGUUGCAAAAGUUUCUUAUGAAGACAUCAUUGAGCUCGAGGACUCCUUAACUAAGAAGGAUAACUUCUUCUCGGUCAUAUCAGUGACUGGUAAUGGUGAUGUGUUUCUAGAUGCUCAGUACACAAGGGAGGGUGAGAUGGAAGAUGAACGAGUGGACCUUGUUUUGGGGAGGAUCAGGAACAAGUAUGAUUGGAGCAACACAGACUGGCCAGUUUUAGACCCUGAAGAGUCUAAAAUGGAGGAACCCGACAGCCAUGAUAGAGGGUCAGAAGCUGAUAAGAUCGUGGAUCAUACGGAUGUUGUAGCAGACGAGGAGAACUCUUCGGUUAAGGUCGCAGGAAAAGGCAAGAGAAAGUUUCUUGAUGAAGGAGCAGAGACAAGAAAGAAGAAGGUGCUGUGUAAGCGAUCAGCAGAAAAGUUUCUGACUUUUGGUCCUGAAACUAUGAGUUUCAUUGAGGGUCUUAUCCGCACAUCUGUCACUUCAUUGGGAGAUGUGCUCAGUAUGCAAAUGGCGAAUAUGGAGAGGGUGUUUACAGAGAGGAUGGGAAAGAUGGAGAUUGAGGUUUCACAGCUCAAGGACGCAAUCAGUUUGACUGGUGAAGGAAGCUAUCCUAGUAAGAAAGAAACUGAAGAAGCUCCACUAAACAGCAAAGCCAAGGAAGCUCCACCUAAGAGCAAAGGCGCUCAAGCUCCACCUAAGAGCAAAGGCGCUCAAGCUCAACCUAAGCGCAAAGGCGAUCAACCUACUCCAACAAAAAAGGACGGGAAAAAGAUUGCUACAGAAACUAAUGAUUUUGAUUUUGGAUUGAGUACACAAGACUUGCGGGACCUGUCCCAAGCUACAUUUGUUGACGGUUUUGAUCUGUCUCAAGUGAAAGUUGAGACGUUAAGUAAAUCGAAACCGUUUAACAUGGCUCCACUGCAGUGGAAUGAUGAGGAAAUGGAUCGAACCAAAGAAGACUCGCCAGAUGCCGCGUUGGUGUUUUUCCGUGAAGAGGAUUGGGAAAAAGUUAGAACUUGGUCAACUUCCUCCACACCUAUACGGAUUGGACCUGCCACUUUAGAUUUUGAGAUUGCUAAUCGUCUUAUGGAUAAAUCUGAGUGGUUAAAUAGCUUGGAGAUUGACGCUGCAAUGUACGUAUUCCGGGAGAGAACAUCUUUGAAACGAUGGAGACCUCAUCGUGUCGCCUUCAUGACUGUCGUCUUCAGCAAUAUGAUUAAAAAAGAGUAUGGUCAUUUAGAAGCUCAGGGUAGAAAGAGCUACAUGCUUCAUAAUUUGCUACUGCAGUUCGGUAAAGGAGUCCUUCCACCACAUGGCAGGACACAUGAGAUAUGGAAUAUAGAUGUGGAUCGCCUGUAUGUCCCUGUUCAUGUCAGUGGGAAUCAUUGGAUCGCCUUGUGCAUCAGUUUCGUGACGAGGAGCAUUGAAGUGUUCGACUGCUCGGGUAAGAAAAGGUACAAGGAGGUGGAUGGGUUCGCAAACCUUAUUCCGCGUAUUGUCAAGGCAGUUCAGCCUAUGAGACACCAGAAGGAUUUCGCAGUCGGUGCAUAUACUGUUUCCUAUGUCCCCGUUGGGAAUCUGAAUAAAAGUGCAUGCGACUGUGGCGUCUAUGCAGUGAAGUUCAUUGAGUGUCAUGCGCUUGGAUUGGAGUUGUCGUUGUUGCAUGAUGGUAACAUUAUCGAAGCUCGCCACAGGAUUCUAUGGGAUCUUUGGGAAGCAGCUAAUGAUCCGGAAUUGAUUGAUAGGAUGUCAAAGUAUCAAUCCCCGGAGUGUCUCUCUUCGACUGUAGAAGAGAUUUUGUGAGACUGCUUGGUUUCAAGUUCUAAUGUAAUGAACAAGAUUGCUUAAUCUGAUGUAUAACUUCUAGAUUUUAUUAUCAUUUUUAGGAACAAGACUGCUUAGUUUAUUGUAUAACUUCUAGUGUUUAAUUAUGAUUUUUAGGAUUGACUCUUGUAAUCAAAUGUACAUCUUGUGGUUUUGUUAUUAAGAGUUUUUAGCUGAA
Messenger RNA from Brassica napus (rape), 4104 nucleotides. RefSeq lists its product as uncharacterized. The record is from RefSeq and is a predicted model, not a curated record. The coding region runs from base 1308 to 3905 and encodes 865 amino acids. The transcript has 10 exons. NCBI's taxonomy places the organism in Eukaryota, Viridiplantae, Streptophyta, Magnoliopsida, Brassicales, Brassicaceae. Gene Ontology annotation, biological process: protein desumoylation. Gene Ontology annotation, molecular function: deSUMOylase activity. Gene Ontology annotation, cellular component: nucleus.